Molecule: messenger RNA, 4382 nt
Organism: Nanorana parkeri
Lineage: Eukaryota; Metazoa; Chordata; Amphibia; Anura; Dicroglossidae
Gene: ASAP1
Product: ArfGAP with SH3 domain, ankyrin repeat and PH domain 1
Exons: 30
Coding region: 208-3558 (1116 amino acids)
Biological process (GO): positive regulation of GTPase activity
Cellular component (GO): cytoplasm
Molecular function (GO): GTPase activator activity; protein binding
Source: RefSeq, a predicted model, not a curated record
GGCAGCCAGGCGGCGGGCUUGACGGUGUGUGAGGAGGACGUAGAGCCGCCAUAGAGCUCAGAGCGCUGUAGCGGGGAGGAAUGCUCCGGCUCUUGGUGGGGGGAUGAGUCAGGCUGGAGGUGAAUGAGACGGUGUACAUCCCCUGGAGGGGGAACUCAUUGAGUGACACACACACAGGAGGAGAGAGUGCUGCUUCCACUCACUGACAUGAUGCCGGAUCAAAUCUCGGUGUCAGAGUUUAUUUCCGAGACUACAGAGGAUUACAAUUCCCCGACCACGUCCAGCUUCACCACCAGACUGCAGAGCUGCAGGAACUCCAUUAACGUGCUGGAAGAGGCCUUAGAUCAAGACAGAGCUGGGUUACAGAAAGUGAAAAAGUCUGUAAAAGCCAUUUACAAUUCAGGCCAAGAUCAUGUGCAGAACGAGGAGAACUAUGCCCAGGCUUUAGAUAAAUUUGGAAGCAAUUUUUUAAGCCGUGACAAUGCAGAUUUGGGCACGGCGUUCGUAAAGUUCUCCACGCUCACUAAGGAGCUAUCAACACUGCUCAAGAACCUGCUCCAGGGUCUGAGUCACAAUGUCAUCUUUACUCUGGACUCCCUUUUGAAAGGAGACCUCAAGGGAGUGAAAGGGGAUCUCAAGAAGCCUUUUGACAAGGCCUGGAAAGAUUAUGAAACCAAAUUUACUAAAAUCGAGAAGGAGAAGCGGGAGCAUGCAAAGCAGCAUGGGAUGAUCCGUACGGAGAUAACGGGGGCGGAGAUAGCAGAGGAGAUGGAGAAGGAGAGAAGGCUGUUCCAGUUACAGAUGUGUGAGUAUCUUAUUAAAGUUAAUGAAAUCAAGACAAAGAAGGGUGUGGACCUGCUCCAGAAUCUUAUCAAGUAUUACCACGCACAGUGCAAUUUCUUUCAGGACGGCUUGAAAACUGCGGAUAAAAUGAAGCAGUAUAUCGAAAAAUUGGCUGCAGACUUGUAUAACAUAAAACAAACACAAGAUGAAGAGAAGAAGCAGCUCACUGCCCUGCGGGACCUCAUCAAGUCUUCUCUUCAGUUGGAUCAGAAAGAGUCUAGGAGAGAUUCUCAGAGCAAGCAAGGAGGGUACAGCAUGCACCAGCUGCAGGGUAACAAGGAGUAUGGCAGUGAGAAAAAAGGAUAUCUGCUGAAGAAGAGUGAUGGAUUAAGAAAAGUUUGGCAGCGAAGAAAGUGUACAGUAAAGAACGGAAUCCUGACCAUAUCGCACGCCACUUCUAAUCGGCCCCCUACAAAGCUGAACCUGCUUACCUGCCAAGUGAAACCCAACGCUGAUGAAAAGAAGUGCUUCGACCUGAUAUCACAUAACAGAACAUACCACUUCCAGGCAGAAGAUGAGCAGGAUUAUAUAGCUUGGAUUUCAGUGUUAACAAACAGCAAAGAAGAAGCACUUAACAUGGCAUUCCGCGGAGAUCAGAGCUCUGGAGAGAGCAGUUUAGAGGACUUGACGAAAGCCAUCAUUGAAGAUGUACAGAAAACGCCAGGAAACUAUGCGUGCUGUGAUUGCGGGUCACCAGAUCCAACAUGGCUGUCCAUUAACUUGGGGAUUUUAACUUGUAUAGAAUGUUCCGGCAUUCAUAGGGAAAUGGGUGUCCACAUCUCUAGAAUCCAGUCUCUGGAAUUAGACAAAUUAGGCACUUCUGAACUCUUGCUGGCCAAGAAUGUAGGAAACAAUAACUUCAAUGAUAUAAUGGAAGGGAAUUUACCCACUCCGUCACCAAAACCUACUCCUUCCAGUGAUAUGACUGCACGUAAAGAAUACAUCACAGCCAAGUAUGUGGAACACAAAUAUUGCCGGAAGAUAUAUGCUUCAGGGGCAGAGAAACAGAGCGAGCUGCUGGAGGCUGUGAAGUCGAGGGAUUUACUUGCACUAAUUCAAGUCUAUGCAGAAGGAGUAGAGAUCAUGGAACCACUGGUAGAAUCUGGACAGGAGCCAGGUGAAACCGUUCUCCAUUUUGCAGUGCGCACUGCUGACCACACCUCCCUGCCCUUAGUUGACUUCUUAGUACAAAACUGUGGAAACUUAGAUAAGCCGAACAGUAAAGGCAACACGGCGCUACACUACUGCUGUAUUUAUAAUAAGCCUGAAUGUUUGAAACUGCUUCUGAGGGGAAAACCAACUAUUGACCUGGUAAACCAGCUGGGGGAGACCGCUUUCGACACUGCGAAGAGAUUCAAAGCAGCCCAGUGUGAGGAACUGCUUUCCCAAGCCAUGACUGGUAAGCUGAACCCACACAUCCACGUAGAGUAUGACUGGAACCUGCGUCCGGAAGAAAUAGAUGAGAGUGAUGAUGAUUUAGACGACAAGCCUAGUCCAAUCAAGAAGGAGCGUUCGCCAAGGCCGCAAAGCUUUUGCCAUUCCUCCAGUAUUUCCCCCCAGGAUAAGUUGUCGUUGCCUGGCUUUAGUACUCCACGGGAUAAGCAGAGACUGUCUUAUGGAGCUUUCACUAGCCAGAUCUUCAUGUCCACCAGCACAGACUCGCCAACGUCUCCCAUAAUCGACGCACCACCACUCCCGCCUAGGAACACAGGAAAAGUUACAUCUGGUCCUACUUCAACCCUCCCUUUAAGCACCCAAACCCCUAGUGGCAGCUCCACCUUAUCCAAGAAGAAAGCUCCUCCCCCACCCCCUGGACACAAACGAACUCUCUCCGAUCCACCCAGCCCUCUACCUCAUAGUAAGGGCUCGGUCCUCUGGGGUAAUGACACAGGCUUUACCCCAGCGGAUAAACCCAUCAACAAGUUCGAAAGGCUUUCCCACUCUGCCAGCACGGGAACAACAAAGACGGCACUAGGGCCCAGAGUUCUGCCAAAACUACCUCAAAAAGUGGCACUUAGAAAGAUUGAUACCACUCAUCAUCUGUCGAUGGACAAAUACAACCAGCAGCCAGACAUCUUCCAGAAAUCUCCACAGCCAGUAGACCUGCCUCAGAAGCCGCAGCUCGCCGAUCUUCCUCCGAAACCACAGCCCUUGGAAUUCACACAGAAGCCACACAUCGGAGACCUACCACCAAAGCCAGGAGAAUUGCCUCCUAAGCCUCAACUGGGAGACCUGCCACCAAAACCACAGCUGGGAGAUCUGCCUCCGAAACCACAGCUCAAAGAUCUUCCACCCAAACCCAUCCUGGGAGACCUGCCGCCCAAGGCACCUAUAGUAGAGGUGACUCCUAAGCCUCAUACACCAGAGACGAACCAAAAUUCUCAGCCACCGGAGGUGGUUCAAAACUCCCAGCCGGCAGAUCAUGCGCCUGUGCAGAAGCAGGCUUCAGAAACUUCCAGCGACGGUCCGCCACCUCUUCCAGAAACGCCAGUGCCACUUCCUCGCAAAAUCAAUACGGGGAAACUCAAGCUGAAAAGGGUGAAGACGAUAUAUGAUUGCCAAGCAGACAAUGAUGACGAGUUGACGUUUGCAGAGGGAGAGGUGAUCAUAGUGACAGGUGAAGAGGACCAGGAGUGGUGGAUCGGCCACAUUGAAGGACACCCGGAUAGGAAAGGAGUCUUCCCAGUGUCUUUUGUACACAUCUUGUCUGAAUAGAACUUGUGAUGUCACAGAUCUACCAUUGCCCAAGCCCAGGCUUGUAGCCAGCUUGCUGCUCUAUGUCUGCUUCCCUGUACUGUAUAUAAGCUACCAUCACCACUUCAUCCAGUACCUUCCAUUCUGUGUAUUGUAAAUGUGCUAUCUUACUCCAAGUUUCGUCAGUAUUACAGUAGCCGAACAAGCCCGCUCCCUCGGGCACUAUUGAACCAUUUCCUUAGCCUUCAGCAACUUUCACACCUUAUUGUCAGACUGUGCCGUUCCAGCCCCUCGUGUCCAAACUAUUUCUGCCCCCCACCCCUGUCCCUUGUUGGGUUUUAGUUACAGUUACCACACCAAGGGCAAAGGGAAAAACAAUAAAACGGGCAACCCGCACCAACCUGUCACUUCACCCUCCGCAAGCACUCGAGCUGUGUUAUUUAUUGCAGAAAAUAACAUCAGCAUAGUUCUCUCGACUUCUCAAGUAUUGACCGUGUUGCUAUGCUCUGUACUCAUUCGUUUGGAACAUUCGCCAACAUCCUUAUUGUCACUUUGCUACAAGUAGUUUAAAGGAGAGAAAAAAAAGAUAUAUUUCUAUCUAAAAGCUUCUUUUAUUAGAAGUAUAUACAUAUAUAUAUAAAUACUAUACAUAUAUUAGAAAUAACGACAAAUCCGGUUGACUUCAUCGGACUUUAAUGACUGCUAAACAAUAUUAGUCUGUUUACAUUAUGCAUGAUUUCUAAAACCAACAAACAGCAACAACAACAAACAAACAAAAAAAGAAUUCUGGAAUACUUGAAACAGGAAUAUAACUGUAAGUCCUAAUACUUUGUUCUGUAGCUGAA